Messenger RNA from Colletotrichum truncatum, 1608 nucleotides. RefSeq names its product Xylosidase/arabinosidase. Gene Ontology annotation, molecular function: hydrolase activity, hydrolyzing O-glycosyl compounds. Gene Ontology annotation, biological process: carbohydrate metabolic process. NCBI's taxonomy places the organism in Eukaryota, Fungi, Ascomycota, Sordariomycetes, Glomerellales, Glomerellaceae. The record is from RefSeq and is a predicted model, not a curated record.
AUGUCAGCCGAAAGACAUCAAAUAAGCGAGAGAACAACGGAGCGAGUUCGCCUCAAUCCAGUCAUCCCAGGAUUUGCCCCUGAUCCCUCCAUCGUCUUUGUAGAUGGCACAUAUUUUCUUGUCAACUCGAGCUUUCAUAUAUUCCCUGGUCUUCCGGUGUAUGCGUCAAAGGACUUGAGAGAAUGGAAGCAUAUUGGAAAUGCUCUGAAUCGAGUAGGCAUGUUAAGCCUUCAAGACUCCUUGACCAAGCUCGUUGGCCCUGAUGAUGAGGGAAUAAUGAUAGCAGCCCAGGGAGGCAUUAUGGCUCCCACGAUCAGAUAUCACAAGGGCGUCUUCUACAUUGUCAGCACCAAUGUUUCCCAUAACGAACCAUUGCCCCCUGGACAAAGCGAGUUCCAAAAUUUCAUCUUGUCUACCAAAAAUAUAUGGGCUGAUGAAUGGAGCGACCCGGUGUUCUUCGACUUUCACGGAAUAGAUACCAGCUUAUUUUGGGACGAUGAUGACCGGGUGUACCUAAUUGGUGCAGCUGCUCCUUCGCCUGAGACUAAGAUCCGGCAGUUUGAAAUCGAUCUCAAGACUGGGGCAAGACGGUCUGAAGAGAGAUUGCUUUGGGAAGGCAUCACAAAAGUUUACCCCGAGGGUCCUCAUAUGUACAAGAAGGACGGAUGGUACUAUCUUCUGAUCGCGGAAGGGGGCUGUUUUGCCGAUCACCAUGUCAUUAUGGCACGCUCACGAGAUAUUUGGGGUCCGUACGAGGCGAAUCCAGCGAACCCCGUACUUGCGAAAACGAAUCUCACCAGCUAUAUUCAAUAUACGGGCCACGGAGACCUUUUCCAAGAUCCUUCAGGAAAAUGGUACUUCGUCUGUCUAGGUGUAAGGAAAAACAACGGCCGAUUCAUCAUGGGACGCGAGUCCGUUCUCACCACAGCCACUUGGCCUCAAGGCGAGUAUCCAGUUAUUGACACAGUUCAUCUGGAUGUACCGCUUGCUAUCGAAAAACAAACAUCACCGGCGUGGCCAUCCAGGAGAAGUUUUGAGCGCCCAGACGUGGCGUUUGUCCACAUUCGGGACCCCAUUGGCGAAAGCUACAGAUACGAUGGUAAAAUCAUUACCCUCUCGGCAAGCAAGGGUGACAUUGCGCAAUUUCAAGAGCCAGUGACAUUUAUUGGCAAGCGUCAGAGGUGUCUCAAUGGUUCGAGUUCAGCACGCCUCAUCAGUUUUGUCCCAUCACUCGUUACUGGCUUUGCGCUGAAGACUGGCCUGUGUUACUACAAAGAUGAGCACCGUUUUAUCCGAGCUUUCCUCGACGUAGACGCUGGAAAGGUCGUUCUGGAGGUUGUAAAUAAGGCAAGAUAUAUUCAUCGCAGGACAUCUCAAACUCUGGGAGAGAUUAUUGAGGGCGUGGGUCUUACGUUUGGGGUGGACUACACUGAGCUGGAGUUCGUGUUUUGGUACUCAGUCUCCAAUGGCGUGGGGAAGAAAGAGCAGUUCGGGAGGAUGGAUACUCUAGACAUGACUGGGCAUGAUUUUGUCGGCCCUAUAGUCGGAAUAUUUGCCGUCGGCGGAAAGGAGGCGGACGUUCGAUGGUCCGAUCUUAUUGUAGCUUGA